Messenger RNA from Aedes aegypti (yellow fever mosquito), 1528 nucleotides. RefSeq lists its product as uncharacterized. Gene Ontology annotation, molecular function: oxidoreductase activity. The transcript has 5 exons. NCBI's taxonomy places the organism in Eukaryota, Metazoa, Arthropoda, Insecta, Diptera, Culicidae. The record is from RefSeq and is a predicted model, not a curated record. The coding region runs from base 257 to 1285 and encodes 342 amino acids.
UCUCAAUUUUAAAUUAACACCCGUUAUUUAUUUCCGCAUGUCGGUGCAGGAUAGUAAAAGUGAAUGAAAGCAUUAUACUUGUAAAUUACAACCAGACUCAUCAUUAUCAAUUUUGUUUUCAAUCACCGCCUUCUAAUCGGCAAAAUAUUGACAAACUGUACAUCCUAACAAAGAGCUAACUUUGAUAUAGCAAUAGAUUGAUUGCAACGCCACGUGCAAGGAUCAUCAGUACCGCGCGAACGAUCAAGCAAACACGAUGCACUCGGAUUACAUGGCGAACCUCCUCGCUGUUGGUGAAGUUACUCCACUACAGGAUAAUUUGGAUGGUGUCACAAUUCCCACCUGGUUCAACGAACAGAAAUUUAAACGAGCUCAACACUAUUUCCGACAGAACUUCGCCGCCAUCUACUACGGAACCAUCUGCGGACUGCUAGCCUCGUUGUCCAUCCCAUCUAUCCUGAACGCCCUGGUGUUCUCUACGGGAGGUAAACCAUCUUUUCGCGUUGCAGCCCGACGCUAUUUGGGAGCUCUGAAGCACACCGUCAACUGGUACUGCGAUGACCUGGCGUCGAUGAAAAGUGGCUCUUGGCAGUCGUUGAAUCACGUGCGUCAAGUUCAUUCCACUAUUCAGAGGCGUGCAACGGCCCGAAACUACAGAGUCAUCAUCUCUCAAAGGGAUAUGGCAAUUACGCAGUUCGCUUUUAUUGGCUUUGUGAUACUGGAACCAUCGAAAUUGGGAGCACAGAACGAACCGGCUGAUCUAGAUGCAAUGUGUCACUUUUGGCGGGUUCUAGGAUAUCUCCUGGGGAUGGAAGACAAAUUUAACCUGUGCGAUUCCGACGAGGAGUCACGUACUCGGAUGAGAGACCUUCUUGAAAAUUUCAUCAAACCGUCAUUCGAGCAAAGAACUGAAAAGUGCGAAGACGCAUACCGUAUGCUUCUGGGAGGAUUGUGGUGCUUCAACGUUCUGCUGGACUACAAUGCUUUGGCCUACUGUGCGGGAAGGGUUGUAGGUUUGUCUCAAUUUGCUAAGUAUUGGUACAAAGAUGGCGACCAGGGCUCGGACGAUAAGUUCCACCUUAAGAUGGGAUGGAAAAGUCGCGUUGUGCUGUUCGUUAUACUCAGUAUUCAUGAAGUGCUACUUAAAUAUGACUUAUUUCGGUAUUGUUUCAACACAGCUUUGAUAAUGUCAGGACAAAUUGCUGAAUGGUUCUAUUCACAGAUUGUUAAGAGAAGUUUAGAGAUAAUUCUGAAUUAUUCUCGAAAGCUCAAGGGAGAAAUAUAGAGUAUCUUAGAACAGACGUUCCUUGACGGUUUGUGGCCCACCACUAGUAAUAAACACCCACACAUCUCUAAGAGCUUUCGAAACUAUGCACAAUAAAUCGAGUUAGUUUACCACUAUUCUAUUAUUCUGAUAACUUUUGAUUUUGUUUUUAAGGCAUUUCUUUUAUAAAUAGGUACACGUAUAAGUGACUUACAACAAUACAUUUUCUGUUUAUCAAUAAAACAAAUGGGUGGCUUCGGAAAA